Silurus meridionalis is the source of this 1447-nucleotide messenger RNA. Its product is annotated as ankyrin repeat domain-containing protein 9-like. The transcript has a single exon. The coding region runs from base 84 to 926 and encodes 280 amino acids. The record is from RefSeq and is a predicted model, not a curated record. NCBI's taxonomy places the organism in Eukaryota, Metazoa, Chordata, Actinopteri, Siluriformes, Siluridae. Gene Ontology annotation, molecular function: protein binding.
UUACAUUAAUCUAUGACGCAUUUGAUGCUGACAACCUAAAGGUGUUGAUCGUUCUCUGGAUAUAGCUAGUGUAGCCUGGACAAAUGGACAACACGUGCAAAGAAAGCGAAUUCCUCUCACUUUCAUUCUGCCAAGCUGUGAGGGACCACAAACCUGUGUGGAUGUUGGAAGAAAUGCGAAACCUGAAGACUUUUCAUUGGGAAGAAAACGUCCGGCAACAGACCUACAACCCAUCCGAGGCGCUUCUGUAUGCCAUCGUGCACGACCACCGAGAUUACGCACAAUACUUGCUGAAUCAGUUUCAGGACGUUGCUCUUGCAAAUCCAGGAGAGCAAUUCUGCUGUUAUCUAACAUCAGAUUCACACCUGGAAAUGGCUAUCCGCCAUGGCAGGAAUGACGUCAUAGCGUUCAUCCUUCAGGUGGUUCAUAGAACACCUUCUCUGCGCUUAUACAUAAACCAGCGUGUGUGCAAACACGGGAGGGAUGGCAAAACUCCACUCCAUGUGGCAUGUGAGCUUUUACAACCACAUACCGUCAUAAUAUUAUUGGGAAAUGGGGCUUCACCGCAAGCUGAGGAUCAGAAUGGAAUGACACCACUGGAUCUUUUAUUGAAUAAACUUUGGACCGCCAAAGGGAAUCCAAACUCCAUUAAGUGUAUUAGGGCUUUAAGAAUGUGCAUCGAGAACCUGCUCUUUUUCAUGCCUAAGUUGCAGUUUAAAAUGAAGAGCAGACUUGAAAAGGAUCAACUGUUCUGGUCCAAAAUUCUGGGAGAGGAGCAGUAUAACCUUCUAGUGGGGAGAAUUCCUGCAACACUUUUUCUUACAGCUAUGCAGAAAGUCUUGUCUCAACUGCCUCAACAUGAAUUUUCAGAAAGUCUUGAUAAACUGCCCAUUCCAGCUUUUCUGAAACCUCACACACACCAUUAACACAGUAAAAAGAGGCCUAUGUUCUUACCAUGCUUUUUGUUGUCCCAUUUUAAUUUAAUUACAUUCAGUUUUAUUUGUGUGUCAUAAAUUGAAUGCUCAAAAGUGUAGCUCCCCCCAGUAAUUUCAUGAGCACAAGGAUUUUCUGAUGACAGGCUAUUUAUUGACUGCUUCCAACUUAGGAUGCCGUGAGAACUAAUUACACAAAAAAAAUAAAGAAUCUAUAAAGACAUAAAUAAAUUAAACAAAUAAACAUUGUCUCUGUAACCCUUUUAAACAGAGUUAAAUUAAAUUUAAACAGCCUAACUAUAGGCUUUGCAGAGAUAUUGCUCUUUUCCACAUAGCAACACAAUCCACAUUAAUCACAUACAAAUAAAUGAAAAACUUACUUUAUUGGCUGCUUAUUACCAAAGGAGAACUUAAUCUUGCAUCUGCUGUCCUUUUUAACUCCAGAUGAAUAAAUUAUAAACAUUUAAAUAUGAAAACGCUUCAUCUUUCCAUGUGGUGCAGACAUCUUUCCACUU